Talaromyces atroroseus is the source of this 669-nucleotide messenger RNA. RefSeq lists its product as hypothetical. Gene Ontology annotation, molecular function: oxidoreductase activity. The record is from RefSeq and is a predicted model, not a curated record. The transcript has 5 exons. NCBI's taxonomy places the organism in Eukaryota, Fungi, Ascomycota, Eurotiomycetes, Eurotiales, Trichocomaceae. The coding region runs from base 1 to 669 and encodes 222 amino acids.
AUGACUGAGCUGAAUUGUCUAAACCUCUUCAACGUCCAAGGUCGAGUGGCAUUGGUUACUGGUGGCAGCAGCGGGUUAGGGCUCAUGAUAAGCAAAGCACUGGUAUCCAAUGGAGCAAAGGUCUACGUGGUUGCAUUACCGAGCGAUCCUAUCGACGAGGUUGUGAAAGAGCUGAACGAGAUCGGUCAAGAAUCUGGAGGCAGUGCUCAUGGUGUUGCCUUUCUCCCUCUCCUUUCAGCUGCCGCUAGCCAGCGCCAGAGUGAACAAGAUGGCGCCAUCAGCGGUCGUGACGAAGGACGCGGAGUCAUCGUGAUCACCAGCUCGUGUGCAAGCAUGCACAAUGUGACUAAUGUAGACCUGACAAGCUACGCAGCCAGUAAAGCAGCCACUGAUCACCUUGUCAAAUUGCUGGCGGCUAAAUAUCAACGAUUUUAUGUGCGAGUGGUUGGAAUCAACCCCGGAUUCGUCCCAAGUAAUAUGAACCCGGUUGGUGCUGAAGGCAACAUCUUCAGCUCACUGUUUGAUAAGGUGCCUGCAAAACGCGCAGCAAAGGCCGAAGAUAUCGCUGGCACCGUUAUGUACCUGGUCAGCAAGGCUGGUGCCUACGUAGACGGGAUUUCUCUCUGUGUUGAUGGCGGUAGGGUUCUUCUCGCCAAUGGGCAGGAAUAG